AUGGAGAUUAAGGUUGAUGAAGAAGCUGGAAUCAAUAGUGCUCGUCACAGGAUCAAAGAAGAGAAAGUUCCACUCUUGGAGGAAGAUCGAGUUAUAAUUCAAAGUCGAGACUUUCCUGCAAUAGAAAGGAACACAUGGAUACAAAAAGCAAUAAGUCAAACAUUUCAGACAACAGCUCAUCUAGCUAAUCUCCUACCAACAGGGACAGUUCUUGCUUACCAAAUCCUAUCGCCAAUCUUCACAAACGCUGGAAACUGCAGUCUAGCUAGCAGAUUCAUGACAGCCUUGCUAGUCUCCAUCUGCGGAUUCUCUUGUUUCAUACUCAGCUUCACAGAUUCUUACAAGGACUUGAAUGGAAAUGUUUGCUACGGAUUAGCAACAACCAAUGGCUUGUGGAUAAUCGAUGGCUCGGCUUCUCUUCCUCAAGAACGCUCCAAAGGCUAUGGAUUAAGGUUUAUUGACUUUGCACACGCGUUCAUGUCGUUUCUUGUGUUUGGAGCUGUGGUUAUGUUUGAUCAGAAUGCGGUCAAAUGUUUCUUCCCUCAACCAUCUGAUGAAGUUGCACAGAUUCUCACAGCUUUGCCUGUAGCCAUUGGAGUCUUUUGCAGUAUGUUGUUUGCUACGUUUCCUACUACUCGUCAUGGUAUUGGUUUUCCUCUCACUGCUAAAUGA
Microthlaspi erraticum is the source of this 672-nucleotide messenger RNA. Lineage: Eukaryota; Viridiplantae; Streptophyta; Magnoliopsida; Brassicales; Brassicaceae. The record is from the annotation of a GenBank genome assembly.